AUGGGGAUCUCGGACGAGCCCGUGGACGAGAUGGGGGACCCUCCCAUGCGUAUGGGGCUGGUCGACGGCAAGGCCUGGCCGGACGUGUACAAAUACAUGGAUCAAUUCGAACUCAAACAUCCGGGACGUCGCAUUAAGUUGGUAAUUCUAUUGCGGCAUGGAGAAGCCACACACAAUGCCACUAAAGCUCGUGUGGGCGAUAAAUUGUGGGAGGAGGAGUACGAGAUGCGGGCCGAGUUUAUCGAUGCCCCACUCACAGAUCACGGCAGGGAACAGGCUGAUGCCGCAGCGUCGAUGCUGGAAAAGCAGAUCGCCAAGUGCGGCCUUAGGCUGCAGCGUAUCUUCGUCUCCCCAUUGGACCGCACACUGCAGACUUACGACCGAGUGUUCACCCGAAUGCGGGAUAUCCCUGUGUCUGUCGUGGAGCUUGCACGGGAGACGUUGGGCGUCGUUAACUGCGACCGUCGCAAACUCAUGACUCCAAAGCAGGCCGCCUAUCCGCAAUUGGACUUUAAUCACGUAGCUAGUGAGAAUGACACGUGGUGGCAGCCUGAUCACCGUGAAACAAGCGAGGAGAUUGCCAAGCGAGCCGCAGAAUUUCUGGACGAAGUAUUCUACAAGAAAGACGAAAGCUGCGUGCUCGUUGUCUCGCACAGCGGCUUUAGUCGCGGGUGCUUUGCGGCUGUGGGCCACCGCUACUACCGGCCGAGAAACGCAGAGUUCAUCCCGUUGUUGAUCACGGAUGCCACAGAGGAGGAAUUGCUGCUAGAUACAUCGAGUUUGCUUUAG
This is a messenger RNA of Phytophthora infestans T30-4, 789 nucleotides long. RefSeq names its product phosphoglycerate mutase. Bases 1 to 789 code for a protein of 262 amino acids. The transcript has a single exon. Gene Ontology annotation, cellular component: cytoplasm. NCBI's taxonomy places the organism in Eukaryota, Oomycota, Peronosporomycetes, Peronosporales, Peronosporaceae. The record is from RefSeq and is a predicted model, not a curated record. Gene Ontology annotation, molecular function: phosphatase activity.